CACAUAUACAUCGAGAAUCCGCGACAUCCCUGCGGCUGCGACGACGAAGACGACGAAGACGACGACGACGACUGGCUCUCGAUAGCAAUCCACUACCAAAGAGUCCUGCCCGGCGGAAGCAGCGACUUGCCUAUCAAAUCAACCGCUGCAUCUUCCCGAAACACUCGCAUAGACACAUUGCCCACCAUGAGUGUCCGACAAGCCCCGGCAUACCAGCCAGCCGCAUCCGCGCAACAUCGCGACGACGACUCCGACGAAGAGGCGCUCGCCAACGACUAUCGCGAACAGGUCGGCUACCAGGAGGGUCACCAGGAGGAUUUCGACUCGGCGGGAGGUGCGCAACAGGACCUGCACGCACAGCUGCAACAGGCGGCGACACCUCUGGAAUAUGGCGCGACACUCGAGACCAAGAUGCAGAGCUACGACAGCUACUGCAAUCUUUUCCACUUCAUAUUGAACAGCGACGGACCGGUAGACAUCGAAGUGCCAUCGUAUUUCUGGGCGUGGGAUGUCAUUGACGAGUUCAUCUACCAAUUCAACUCAUUCUGCUCAUACCGACAAAAGGCCGCUCUGAACCAGGGAUCAUCAAACGCAAUCGAUGAGGAGGAGUUAGCAGUCCUCCGCGAAAACCCUGGAACAUGGGGCUGCUAUUCAGUUCUUAACGUUCUCUAUUCAUUAAUACAGCGGUCACAGAUCAGCGAACAACUCGCGGCUAAGAAGCGCGGAGAGGACGCUGCUGCCUACGCUGGUGAGUAUGGCAAUCGCAGUCUGUACCAGAUGCUGGGAUACUUUUCCAUCAUCGGUCUGCUCCGCGUGCACUGUUUGUUGGGCGACUUCAGUCUCGCGUUGAAGACGCUCGAUGACAUCGAACUCAACAAGAAGGCCAUGUUCGCCCGUGUCAUGGCCGCCAACUUCACCACCUACUACUACAUCGGUUUCUCAUACAUGAUGAUGCACCGGUACGCCGAUGCUCUGCGCGCCUUCAACCACAUCCUCAUCUAUGUCUCGCGCACCAAGAACUUCCAAAAGGGAGCCCAGUACGAUAGCAUCACCAAGAAGAACGACCAGAUGUACGCGCUCGUCGCCAUCUGCGUCGCCUUCUACCCGACCCGGCUCGACGACACCAUCCACACCGCGCUGAAGGAGAAAUACGGCGAGCAGCUCACGCGGAUUCAACGCGGCGGCCCCGAAGCCCUGCCGAUCUUCGAGGAACUCUUCCGUGCCGCCUGCCCCAAAUUCAUCUCCCCGACCCCUCCGGACUUCGAAAACCCGCACCUCAACCCGGACCCCAUCGAGCACCAGCUCAACAUCUUCAUGAACGAGGUCAAGAACAACAUGUUCACCCCGACCCUGCGCAGCUACCUCAAGCUCUACACCACAAUGGACCUGACCAAACUGGCCGGCUUCCUCGAGGUCGACUCCGACACCCUCCGCGGAUGGCUGCUCGUCAACAAGCAGCGCAGUCGCCAGGUGCGUCAUAGCGAGAACGGUCUCCUCGAGGGCGAGGUCGUCAAUUCGAGUGAUUUGGACUAUGCGAUGGAGGGCGACUUGAUUCACGUUUCCGAGGCCAAGGUCGGCCGGAGAUUGGUCGACUGGUAUUUGAGGAAUUUGGCACGGACAUAUUAGAAAGGGCGUGAAAUUUUCGUUGUUGGGUUGGGCGAUUGGCUGGGCGUGGUCCAUGUGCUAGGCAGAUGGGGAUGAACAGUUACGAAGGUCAUGAGGAGAUGUCCAUGGUUGUUGGCAUUGCGGUUUAUUUUCUUCAUACGAUUGAGGAAAUGAAUACACAUGACGAGAUUAAUCGCUGUGCCCUUGUUGAGCAAAGCAAUCAUUGUUCCCUUGUCCUCGCCCUUCCCCCGAGGAAUCCGAAAAGAUAUGAAAAUGAAAUAAAACACUUCUUCCAAAAAGAAAGUCCCAAACCCGCUCGAAAGGAGAACAGAAACCCACUUCCUCUACCACGCAUCCUCCCCGCCCCCUUCAUCCCCACCUCCAUCAUCUCCAUCUCCAUCCU
Dissoconium aciculare CBS 342.82 is the source of this 2008-nucleotide messenger RNA. RefSeq names its product eukaryotic translation initiation factor 3. NCBI's taxonomy places the organism in Eukaryota, Fungi, Ascomycota, Dothideomycetes, Mycosphaerellales, Dissoconiaceae. Gene Ontology annotation, cellular component: cytoplasm; eukaryotic translation initiation factor 3 complex. The transcript is spliced from 2 exons. Bases 187 to 1626 code for a protein of 479 amino acids. The record is from RefSeq and is a predicted model, not a curated record. Gene Ontology annotation, molecular function: translation initiation factor activity. Gene Ontology annotation, biological process: translational initiation.